Pseudomyrmex gracilis is the source of this 1425-nucleotide messenger RNA. RefSeq lists its product as uncharacterized. The record is from RefSeq and is a predicted model, not a curated record. NCBI's taxonomy places the organism in Eukaryota, Metazoa, Arthropoda, Insecta, Hymenoptera, Formicidae. The coding region runs from base 1 to 1425 and encodes 474 amino acids. The transcript is spliced from 3 exons.
AUGACAUCGGACGACAUACGUGAGAAAUUAAUUGCGCAAAAUUUAAUUGGCCUUAAGGAGACUAAUAUCAAAGUUGUUUAUACAUAUCCAAUCAAGCCUGAUAAGCGAUCCAAAAACUGUGUAGUAGAGGUAUCACCUUUGGUUUAUUACAGACAUUCUAUCAUCGUUGGUGAUUUCAAUGCAGAUAUGCUUGUCAAUUCCUAUGAUAGCCAUCAAUUAUCUAUGUUCCUUAAAUCCUCAGGCCUUCACUUGGUCCCUUAUCAGGCUACUCAUAACUUGCAACACUCUAGCACUUUGCUUGAUCUUUGCAUCAUUGACGAUCCCAGCAAGCUUAUUGAUUUCGGACAACAUGAUGUGACUUUUCUGUCUGCGCACGAUCUCAUUUUUAUCAAAUAUAAACUGAGUGUCAAAAGAAUAUGUGACAGAAUGAUUACCUGCAGGAAUUUUAGUAAUUUUAAUGAAGAUGCUUUUUUACAUGAUGUUGCAAGUAUUGACUGGAGUGAGCUAACAUCGUCUGUGUCUUUGAAUGAAAAGAUUGAAAUCCUUAAUGCAAGUCUUCUUGAAUGUAUAGAUCAUCAUGCGCCUCUUCAACGUAAAUGCUUUAAGAAACUCCCUGCAUCUUGGCUCACUUUUGACAUCAAAAAUGCAAUGCGAGAAAGAAACAGGGCACAUAGAAAAUGGCGCAGAAAUGCCACAGAAGACUCGUAUCGCAUAUUCAAGAGAUUGAAAAAUGAUGUUCAAAAAAUGGUUUGCACUGCACGCAGUGACUAUUAUAUGUCUUUCUUUUUGAACAUUGAGAAUCCGGGUUUAAUUUGGAGCAAUUUAAGAUACCUGGAACUUGUGAAAGCUAGAGAUAUAAGCAAAUGUCUCUCUCACUCUACUGACACACUGAAUGACUUCUUUGUUAACGCUGCUGGUAGUUGUGAUAGUUUGAAGAUAAAGACAAAUGCCAUUGGUGUGGAUGGUAUUCCUAGCAAAAUCAUCAAGCUUGCCUCAACUUACAUCAUGCCUGUCAUUGAGCACAUUUUUAAUUACUCUCUGACACAUGGUAUCUUUCCAGACUGCUGGAAAUCUUCCAUUAGUAGUCCAAUACCAAAAGUAAAAAAUCCUACUUUGCCACUACAUCGGCCUAUUGCAAUACUCCCGGCAAUAUCUAAAGCUCUUGAAAGAGUUGUCUGUGUGCAGAUUCAAAACUAUUUGGAGAAAAAUAAUCUCUAUGAUUCCCACCAGUAUGCAUACAGAAAGGGACACUCUACUCAGACUAGCAUAAUUAAGUUACUAGACGAUGCAAGAAAUGCUGCAGAUAAAAGAAUGGUCACCAUCACUGUCUUUUUUGACCUGUCAAAGGCUUUUGACAGAGUGCAACAUCACAUUCUUUUGAAGAAACUUGAGGCUCUAGAUUUUUCAAACAUCGCUUUGCGCUGA